GGCGGAGGAGGAAGCAGCGCUCACAGCUCAAGCGAGCCUCACUGUGAAGCACAUCAACAAGCAUGGCCCUGAGUGUUUACUUCCCUGCGAUGCACGUGAUGGAGAGGAGUGUCUGGCCAGGCUGGCCGGUCUGGAACCCCCGCGGUGAAAGUCUCUUCCAGCAGCUGCAGCGAGACAUGAGGAGCGAGAUCGAGAGGAUGGAGAGAAUCUUCCGUGAAGUCGAUCAGCUCGGCAGCCACACGUGGGCUCCGGGCAGCCUCGGAGACGCACUGCUGCAGCAGCCGGCCGUGGGCAGUGGGUUCCAGAUUGAAGAUCCACAGGAGCAGGGAGACGGGUUUGUCGCGUCCCUGGACGUGCAGGACUUCUCCCCACAGGACCUGGCCGUGAAGGUGUCUGGAGACAAGCUGGUGGUGGCUGGACGGCGCGAGGUGAAGAGCGGAGAAGUCAGCAGCGGCAGCUACAGCCACAGCUGCCAGGAGUUCCACAGGGAGACGCAGCUGCCCAGGGACGUGGACCCGCAGAGCGUGAGCUGCUGCUUGACCCAAGACGGGAAGCUGAAGGUCAAGGCUCAGCGCCGCGCCCUCCCUGCAGCGGCCGAGAGGGUGGUGGCCAUUGAGCAGCCAGCGACAUCGACUCCUGGCACGGCCUCUCAGUCCACUGGCUCCACUCACGCGUAGAGUGGCGCCUGGAGCAUCCAUUCCAGCAGCCUGCUUCAUUGAUGUUUUGAUUGUACGGAUAUUUUGUUAAAUCGGUUUCUAUUCACGAUAUGUUCACUAAUAUUUGCGUUUUCAGCGUUCACAUUCAAAUCCAUUGGAGUAAGUGUAUCGCUGUUCAUGAUUGUCAAAUUGUGUUGCAUCGUUUUAAUAUCCCAUUACACGUUCAUAUAUUGCAAUAAGAUAAUGCUGAAUGUUAUCUGAAAGUAUUUUUCAUCGUUAUACAUUGCUAUUUUUCACAUAGUAUACAUUUCUAACUGAAUCUAAAUUUUUAUUGACAAUACUGUACUGUUCUUGCCAAUGGUAUUUGACGAAUGUUUUUUAUAUAUAUAAUAAAAUGCCUUUCAAUUUCA
Molecule: messenger RNA, 1066 nt
Organism: Lethenteron reissneri (Far Eastern brook lamprey)
Lineage: Eukaryota; Metazoa; Chordata; Hyperoartia; Petromyzontiformes; Petromyzontidae
Product: heat shock protein beta-11-like
Biological process (GO): response to heat; protein refolding
Cellular component (GO): cytoplasm; nucleus
Source: RefSeq, a predicted model, not a curated record